Messenger RNA from Saccharomycopsis crataegensis, 2775 nucleotides. RefSeq lists its product as uncharacterized. The coding region runs from base 1 to 2775 and encodes 924 amino acids. Gene Ontology annotation, biological process: regulation of DNA-templated transcription. The transcript has a single exon. Gene Ontology annotation, molecular function: zinc ion binding; DNA-binding transcription factor activity, RNA polymerase II-specific. The record is from RefSeq and is a predicted model, not a curated record. NCBI's taxonomy places the organism in Eukaryota, Fungi, Ascomycota, Saccharomycetes, Ascoideales, Saccharomycopsidaceae.
AUGGAUUCCGGUAAGAGGAAAAGGAACAGAGUCGCUCAAUCGUGCACUAUUUGUCGGGUAAAGAAAAAGAGGUGUGAUAAGGUUAGGCCAGUAUGUGGAUAUUGUCAGGAGCAUGGAUUCUCCGCAAGUUGUCAAUAUGAUGAAGACAGGAUACUUCGAGAAACAAUUUCAAGGAUCCGCAAACCAGAUGUAGUCUCAUCAGAGACAGAAAUACAGAGUUUACAGGCUCAAGUUUCGAACAUGAGUCAACAUAUUGAGAAACUAGAGCUGUUGUUGAGCCAAUAUUCAGAAGCAUCGAGUAUCUCUGUAACGUCAAAUCAUCACCAAAUGCAACAACAACAACGCCCGAUAAUUUCCGAGAAGGAUACCAUUGAUUUCAGCAAUAACCUUGUUGUCAGUAGCCGAUCAAACUCCUUGGUGUAUACGCACCCAUUCCAUUGGCUCAUGCUUCUUCGUGGGGAUCUUUUCCAAACUGUUCUCUUGUUUUUGAAUCGUUGUUAUCGUCACAUCAAGCAGAAGUUUAAAGAGGCAGAAAUCGACAAUGAUUUAAGCGUAUUGAUCAAUCCUUUGCCAUCACAAUUGAAUGAAGGAUUUAAGAAUGAUAAAUUGCUAUUCAUUUUAAAUUUUCUCUUGGAUAAAGAAAGUCCGUUAUUCGAACAGAAUUCAAAAUAUGUUACCCAGACAUUUGCCUCGAAGCAUGCGGUGAUUACUUUCCCAUCUUUCAUUGACAGCUUCUUGUAUAAUGCGACAUCUAGAACAUCUUUAAUUGAAGAGAUCGCCAACAUUCUUCCUAAACAACAAAGCCACAUCCAAUUUCUUUGGAACGUUUUUGAAAGAUAUGUGUACCCAUUUGUGCCAAUUUUAAACUUGAAAGCGUUCAAGCGAGACAUUGAAUUGAUCAUUGUUGGUCUUAAAAUUGAUGACAGAAGUACAAAUAAUGUUGCCAAUCAUGAUGAUUUUAUUCUGCUCAAUAUUACAUUAACAUCGGUCAUUGAUCUCUCAAUGAUUGGAUGUUUUUUGAUAAUCCUCCGGAUCAGUUACUCCGUACUCCGGUAUAAUCCUGAUUUACUAACUCCCAAAAACCCUAUUGAACGGGAAAUUGUCAAUAUUGAUAAUUUGCAAUAUAUCAGCAGGGAGUAUAUAACCUUGGCAUCGGCCUGUUUUUCCCAAGCAAAAGCGUUCCUCAAACCAAACAUCAACGUUUUAAACGCGUAUAUGUUUAUUUAUUAUUACAUCACGUCGGCCGAAGAGCAUGCUGGGGCGAUUCCAUUAGAUGAGCGAUCUAUUCUACUAGGCACAAUCCAUUCCUUUGCCACUUCCAUUGGAUUAUCACAAGAUUGGUCAACUGUUUUAGUUAGGGAGGGCGCACCGCAUCCCGGAUCAGAUUUCCAAGAUAAGGAGAGUCUAGUGUACAUUACGAGAAAGCUAUGGUAUUCGAUACAAGAUUUUAUUUGUGAUGAGUUUGUAUUGGAUGCUUCUCCAUUGACAAACCUAAUUAAGGAGAGCUCUAGUGGGUCAGUGCAAUUACCAAAGAAACCAUUAUUGAAGGCGGGAGCCACUCCACUGAUAAAUACAUUAUCAGUUGACCUUGAGGAUCAAUUGAACCUGUUGAUUGACUUGAAUUUCGCAAAGAAAAAGGAAGUGAACAAACUAGUAAGUGACAUCAACUGUGCCAUUGAUAUUACGGGAGCCACUAAGGUCAAAGACAUUUAUUGGUGCUAUGAAGAGUAUAAUGAAUAUCUCAUCACUUCAUUUGGUGACGCUCAUUCAUUCUUUACCAAUAAUGAUAAUUUCAAAUCAUUCACGCCAGUGGACUCCGGUAAAAAAAUCGUGCUUACUGAUAUUUAUUUGAUCACUUUGCAUAAAGUGAUGCAAUUUGAAAGAUUUUUGAUGAUAUUUUCGUUGAAAUUGAAACUCACUAUAUGUUUAUUGACUCGUUAUGAAAACUCCGGGAAUCAGGCCCUUUACUCAUUCUUUUUACGGGAUUUCGUAACCAGUGUUGCGUUAGUGGUGAAAGUUCUAAUAAAAGAAUACUCUAUGAACAACAAAACAUUUUUGAAUAUUAAUAUUGAUGGGAUGUCAAAUGUUGAUUUGAAAAAUUUUAAUUUCAGAAUUACGCCAAAAUUCGAAAAACUUGUGAGAAUUGUAUUAUCUUGUGGCUUAUCUUUAUUGCUCCGAAUUUUCAUAUCAAUAUUCUUACUCCAUCAUCGAGUCAGAGAAUUAUCAUUCGAUCAUGAUCCGUUGAAUUUGCAAGCACUGGAAACUCUUAUUGAAAAAAUCGAAUGUUUUAUUAAAUUCAGGAAUAUUCUUUUUCAGAGUAUGGACAUAAUUUUCAAAGGACACUUUGAGAAGCAUAUUCGAUUUUAUUAUUAUGGGCUCAAGAGUCUUUUCCCGUUCUUGGUGACAUUGAUAGAAUACAGAAACCUUGAAAAAUUAAUGACCGAAAAUCCUGAUGCCGAUAAUUUUGAGUUCUUCAAUUUUCUUUUUUCCUACAAAAAGCUCAAUGGGGGGCAUCUAAGUGAUGAUUCCUUACCCACAACUGGGCGUUUCUUUGAUAAUGAAUAUCCUCUCGUUCAAAUUCCCGAUGAUUUUUCACUUUUAAAAUUUUCCCCUUCAGUUUUGCAAGCUUAUCAUGAAAUAUUGGAAAGUAACGCCAGUGUUCUAAAUGAAUUGCAGAAAAUUAUUGAUUCCGAUGAGUUAUAUCACACUAUCAAACAAGAAGAUUCGCCAGAUUUUUUGCAAACCCUUGAAAAAUUCUUCAAAGAAGGUACCUGA